AUGGCUUCAAAGGUUUUAAAUUAUCUGAUUACCGGCACAUCACGCGGACUUGGACUUGAAAUGGUUAAGCAACUGUCUGACAAAGGACAUUUGGUGGUUGCUUGUGCGCGCAAGCCUGAUGAUUCCGAAGCACUUCAGGAACUAGUCGAUAACAAAUCUGUGUAUGCUAUUCAAAUGGACAUUGUUAGUCCAUCGUCUGUCAAGGCUGCGAUUGAAAACAUCGGGAAGAUUGUACCACAAGGUAUCGAUGUACUGAUCAACAAUGCCGGAAAUCAUGGAAUAAAGGGAUUCCCACCAGAAGAUUUCAUGUACGUGUUUGAAACAAAUGUGGUUGGAACUAGCAAUGUGACGCAGGCAGCGCUGCCGUUAUUGAAGAGGCGUUCGACUCGGCAGAUUGUUAAUGUCACAUCUGCGCUUGGGUCGCUGUCUCUUGCCACGACAGGCACGGUUGUUUCGUACCGUGUAGCCAAGGCAGCCGAGAAUAUGUUGACGAGGACAUGGGCCGCACAUCUAAAGAAAGAAGAUUUUACGGUUGUGAGCCUGCAUCCUGGUUGGGCAAGGACAGAUCUCGGCGGUCCAAAUGCACCAUUAUCUGCUGAGCAGGCUAUUAAUGGAGUACUGACCUGUCUAGAAAAACUAGAACCAAAAAACAAUGGGGUAUUCUUGGAUUAUAGGGACAAGAAUGUCCAGUGGUAA
Messenger RNA from Phycomyces blakesleeanus NRRL 1555(-), 696 nucleotides. RefSeq lists its product as hypothetical. Lineage: Eukaryota; Fungi; Mucoromycota; Mucoromycetes; Mucorales; Phycomycetaceae. The transcript has 3 exons. Bases 1 to 696 code for a protein of 231 amino acids. The record is from RefSeq and is a predicted model, not a curated record.